Messenger RNA from Mytilinidion resinicola, 2935 nucleotides. RefSeq lists its product as uncharacterized. Gene Ontology annotation, molecular function: gamma-tubulin binding; microtubule minus-end binding. Gene Ontology annotation, cellular component: gamma-tubulin complex; centrosome; spindle pole. The coding region runs from base 1 to 2805 and encodes 934 amino acids. The transcript is spliced from 2 exons. Gene Ontology annotation, biological process: mitotic cell cycle; meiotic cell cycle; cytoplasmic microtubule organization. NCBI's taxonomy places the organism in Eukaryota, Fungi, Ascomycota, Dothideomycetes, Mytilinidiales, Mytilinidiaceae. The record is from RefSeq and is a predicted model, not a curated record.
AUGGACGCCCACGACCACCUGGAGGAUGUCUUCACAUCUGUCAACCUCUGGAAGCCCUCCACGUAUUUCGAGAAGGAGUUGACCUAUAAGUCCUCGUUGUUUUCAGCUAUAGAACUGGAUAUUCCAUCUUUGCAGUUAGAAAACCCAUAUGCGCCCAAGGGGACCCUCGAUCAAGCCCUUCAUCUUCCAGAUCUUGAGACUUUCCAAUUUGGAUCCCUCUCAGACCCCAGUAUACCCGAUGAAUCCACAACUCAACCUGAUACCGAGCUGCAAGAGGAGAAGGAGGACAUAUGGAAGAUCGCGUUCGAUUUGGGACCCGCAGACAAGGAUAUUGCUUUCUAUACAUGGGAGUCCUUUGAGAACCCCGGAAGCAAUGAGCCUCGUUCAGCCUAUAUUUCAGAGGCCAGCACAGAUGCGUUCGAUGCGGCACUUCAAGAGUUGUCACAGGAAAAUGGAGGUCAUAAAGGCGCAGAGAGAGUCGUAAAACCCAUUGUACUUCUCCAAUCUCUAGUGAGUCUUGGACUCGGCCGGUCUUCAGUGUUGUUCACCUUCGGCGGAGAGGACCCCAAUCGCUGCAUCCAGGCUCUCGAAGACGGUCGAAUACCAGGCUGUAGUCUUGUUUCAUCUCAAAACUUCAUAAACCGCUUUUUGACCAACGGUACCACUUUUCGACAGCUAAGGUCUUUCACGGAGCACACCUACGCAUCUAGUAAUGCUCUUCCUGCACGAGUAGCUUUGGCGAACGCGGUUUCGACUAUCCUUACGACAUUCGAGACUUAUCUUGGGAAGCAAUCAAACAACAUUAAGUCUAUGCUGCAACUGCAGCAGGUAUUCGAAAAGCCACAGGAAAUACUGAUGCAUCUCAAAAGCAUGGUAGACACUAUAACAACUGGUCGGACGAAUGAAGAGGUGGUAUCAAUGUUGUACCAUAGAAUCCAGUCCUCAGAUCAAGGGGACGAUGGGGUCCGUCAAAUUGCUGCCCAGAUCUUGUCCACUGUUGCUCGUCCAUUUCUUGAACUAGUUGGGGAGUGGACGGGCACUCACACAGAGCUUGUCACAAGCUUUAGUGCUGAGAAGAGUUUUGUUGAAAUUGUGGACGGCGCAGAAGACUCAGCGGUACCCGAGUUCGUUUACAACUCCGACAUGAUGCCCGAUUUCAUUACAGACGAAGAUGGAGCAGCGAUUUUUGAGACGGGGAACAGCCUUCGCUUUUUGAAGUCACAUCAUCCUGAACAUCCACUAGCUAUACCCGGAAAGUUCGACAUUAUAGCUCCGAUUCUAGAGUGGAAGUUCUCGUGGGCAGAUCUUGAGCUAGUAUCGGAGAAGGCUAAGACGUACGAGAUGGAAGUCAUGAGUGCUAUUCAAGAGCUCAGAGGAGCUCCAAAUGCUUCUGCAUCUCAUUUAGGGGCCGACACCAUCGAUCAUCGAGCUUCAGAUGGGAUGCUGGAUCAAAAUUUUGAACAAUACCUUUUAGAGUCUGCUCGGACGUUCGACGCACUUCCCACGCAGGAUUCUAAUACAUUGCCAGACGAACUUCAGGAGCUAGUAUUGAGAACUAUAUCGUCAAACUCUCGGAUUGAAAGCCCGAAUGAUUCGGAAUUCGCACCCCCACUGUCUUUGACCCCAUACCUCUCCUUUAUUCCAAUCCUAGCUGCGCAAGCGCGCAUGAUUAACGCCACAACUCUCCGGCUGUUCUUCCGAUCACAUCAACUGCGCCUACAUUUCUCACUUCAACGACAAUACCACUUACUAGGCGACGGCGUAUUCUUAUCACGCCUUUCCUCCGCUCUGUUCAGCCCUGAAUUAGAAGCAGCGGAACGCCAGAAGGGCACCGUUCGCAGUGGCAUUCAAAUGGGCCUGAAACUAGGUUCCCGCACAACGUGGCCACCUGCAAGCUCAGAGCUAAGACUAGCUCUAAUGGGUGUUUUGAGUGAAAGCUUCCAUUCUUCCCGUCUCUACCAGUCCUCUGUCAAACAAAAAGCGAAGCUAGAUUACCGUCUGAAGAAAGACCGCGAAGAGCUUCCCGGACAGCUCAAUUUCGCAAUCCGAACCCUCCCUGAAUCUGAGAUGGAAAAGAUCAUGGACCCGCAGUCCCUCUACGCGCUCGAUUUUCUCCGUCUACAAUACAUUCCACCCUCCCCUCUCCAUCUCGUCAUCACAUCCGCGGCUCUGGAAAAAUACGACCUGAUAUUCAAAUUUCUCCUUCGACUUACUCGCAUGAUGUUUGUGGUCUCGCAUCUUCCACGCACAUACACGACUCCCGCAUCUCGACGCUUCAGAAACGAGGCGCAUCAUUUCGUUUCGGCGGUGAGCUUUUACAUUUUCCAGACAGGCAUAAGCGAUCACUGGACUGCUUUUGAAGACUUCCUCGACUCUGUCGAAGCUCGGCUAGAGAAUGAAGAUAAGGUCGGCACUAUAGGCGUUCUCGUCAGGGAAGGGCUUGAGAGCUUGAAGAAGGCUCAUGACCAGUGCUUGGAUCGCAUCAUGUUCUCGUUGCUGCUGAGGCGGAGGCAGAAACAGGUUUUGACGCUACUAGAGGAAACCUUUGAUGCUAUUCUAUCGUUCUCGAAGCUCAAUACUGAUAACCGGUAUAUUACGUUGGAGAAGAACACGAAACCGGAGAUGACCGAAGCAGGUCCCGAGGACCUGUAUGCCCUCUUCAAAGGAAAAGUCCGAGUCUUCAUUAGCGUGUGUAGAGGACUGACCGGGAAGCGGGGGUAUGGGAAAGGGAAAGGCACGAGUGAGGAGAACACGAUUGACCGGCUUCUGGUGUUGUUGGAGAUGAGUUCGUACUACAGUGGCUGAGCACGAAUACCUUUGAAGCCCGAAAGGAGCUAUUGAAUAUCCACAUCAUCUCGCAUCUAGGCGUUCCAUAAGCUACGCACUCUCUGUCGAUUCAUACAAUGCCUCCGAGAACUUCCAUGCAGCAGAACAC